AUUCAAAGCAAAGCGAGGUAGUUGGGCCAACAAAUUGAUCAAACCGCCGAAGCAUUCCCUUGAAUGAGGCCCAAUAUACAAACGUCUCCCAUUUUGUCUCCCUUCUUUCUUGGACCGCCGAAGUUGUUCCUCUUUCUCCCCAACGAUACUCUGAUAUCUCUAACAAAACGCCGAUCAAAGGAGAGGAGAGAGAGUUCAAUCCUUCGAUCAGAAACUCAGAAAUUAAUCAGAAGUUUGAGCUUGAUUUUCAAUUUUUUUCCUCAGCAAUCAAAUCAUGUACAGAAUCGCAUCUUCUCGUCUUAGAGCCAUCAACAAGGCUCAGGCAGGGAGCAGGUAUCUGGGUAGGUAUGCCAGUUCAAGUGCUGUAGCUGCUAAAACUAACUCUUUAGGGGGGUUGUUGAGCUGGAUUUUGCCUGGAAAAUCCAAAUCUCUUCCUCCGCUUGAUUUCCCUCUUGAGGGAGUAACAGUGCUCCCACCGUUGCCCGAUUUUGUUGAACCUGCAAAAACAAAAAUAACUACUCUUUCUAAUGGAGUCAAAAUUGCAUCUGAAGCAUCACCUAACCCUGCAGCCUCUAUUGGUCUGUAUGUAGACUCUGGCUCAAUUUACGAGACACCCUUCUCGUUUGGUGCAACACAUCUUUUAGAGCGCAUGGCUUUUAAAACCACCACAAACCGUAGCCACCUUCGCAUUGUACGUGAAGUGGAGGCCAUUGGAGGCAAUGUGACAGCCUCAGCUUCUCGGGAACAAAUGGGUUACACUUUUGAUGCUUUGAAGACCUAUGUUCCUGAAAUGGUUGAACUUCUUGUAGAUUGUGUAAGGAACCCUGCAUUCUUGGACUGGGAGGUGAAUGAGACGCUUCAGAAUAUGAAGCUUGAGGUAAGUGAAGCUGCUUCCAACAACCCUCAGGCGUUGCUUGUGGAGGCAAUGCAUUCGGCUGGUUAUUCAGGUGCCCUGGCAAAUUCUCUAAUGGCCCAAGAAUCAACUAUGUUCAGAUUGGAUAGUUCUGUUUUGGAGCAGUUUGUUGCUGAGAAUUAUACUGCUCCUCGUAUGGUGCUUGCUGCUUCUGGGGUUGAACACGAAGAUCUGCUGUCAAUUGCGGAGCCUCUUUUGUCAGAUUUACCUCGUGUACCUCGUCCCGAAGAGCCCCAAUCAGUUUAUGUUGGAGGGGAUUACCGUUGCCAAGCAGGAUCAGGGGUGACACAUUUUGCUCUUGGUUUCGAACUACCUGGUGGCUGGAAAAAGGAAAAGGAUGCAAUGAUUCUUACUGUUCUUCAGAUGCUUAUGGGAGGUGGUGGAUCCUUUUCAGCUGGUGGUCCUGGAAAGGGGAUGUAUUCACGAUUAUACCUGAAUGUCUUAAAUCAGUACCCCCAAGUUCAAUCGUUCUCUGCUUUCAACAGCAUCUACAACAACUCUGGCAUCUUCGGAAUUCAAGGGACCACUGGUUCUGACUUUGUAUCAAAGGCAAUUGAGAUUGCUGCUACAGAACUCAUUGCAGUUGCAACUCCUGGACAAGUCACACAGGUGCAGUUGGAUCGUGCUAAAGCAGCAACAAAAUCAGCUAUUCUUAUGAAUUUGGAAUCACGAAUGGUUGCAUCUGAAGACAUUGGUCGUCAGAUUUUGACUUAUGGAGACAGAAAACCAGUGGAUUAUUUCUUGAAAUCUAUUGAUGAAAUCACAGUGAAGGACAUUGCUACCAUCUCCCAAAAGCUUUUGUCUUCUCCUCUUACUAUGGCUUCUCAUGGCGAUGUUCUUUAUGUUCCAAGCUAUGAUGCUGUAAGUAGCAUUUUCCGAUCAAAGUAGGGAAGUCUCACGGAACUUGGCCAUCCUUUACUUCAAUUUCCUGGAUUUUAUACUUCAAGAAGCUUUUACAGGCAGAAGGUAUAUGUUCAAAAUAAAAAGGAUAUUGAAGACAUAAUUUUUGGUGUCCUGCAUACGCAGUUUUUGAAGAGCGAAAUUUCCAUGUAUUUGUUCUCUGCUGGCGGUGUUUCGCAGCUCAAAGAUGACUAUUUAAGCAAUUUAUUGUUGAUGUUGUAAUCUUGGAGAACUUUGGCUAUACAAAAUGUUCACAUUUCUUGGUA
Molecule: messenger RNA, 2079 nt
Organism: Amaranthus tricolor (Joseph's coat)
Lineage: Eukaryota; Viridiplantae; Streptophyta; Magnoliopsida; Caryophyllales; Amaranthaceae
Product: mitochondrial-processing peptidase subunit alpha-like
Exons: 13
Coding region: 275-1801 (508 amino acids)
Biological process (GO): proteolysis
Cellular component (GO): mitochondrion
Molecular function (GO): metalloendopeptidase activity; metal ion binding
Source: RefSeq, a predicted model, not a curated record